AUGUAUGCGUCCAGUUCUUUGCCACCGACAAGUGAUCCAUUGAAGUUGUUCAUGGAAGACAUUGAAAAAACUCAAACACUUUUGGGUAAAUACGCUAAGAUCCAAACCUAUCUUGUCUCUCUCAAGGACGAGAUGAGUAAGAUCAAGGCUCUCGACCUUCCCAAGUCCAAACAACUCUUGGAUCAUGAACAACUCAAGAGUGGACACAUUGCCUCACGGAGUAGGGCAACAAGAGUCUCUGAAUAUCCAAACCUAAACCCAACUAACACUCUACAAGCACCACAAAUAUCGAUGCAAAGUCAACAAGGAACAUUGCAUCACGGAGUAGGGCAACAAGGAUCACUGCAGACGAAAAUGCAACAUCAAAGGAAUCAAAUGUUACAGCUACAUCUAGCAAGACAACAGCAACAGCAGCAAGGAUUACUGCAACCACAAGUUAUGAAACCAAGUCAACUUCAACAACAGCAAUUAAUGCAAGCGCAACGGCUACAGAAAGGAUUACUGCAACAACAAAUUAUGAAACUGAACCCAAAAUUUAAUGAACCAAGUCAACUGCAACAACAUCGAGAAUUACUGCAACAUUUAGGGCAACAAGUAUUCGGGCAACAAGAAUGA
Eruca vesicaria subsp. sativa (arugula) is the source of this 615-nucleotide messenger RNA. The record is from the annotation of a GenBank genome assembly. NCBI's taxonomy places the organism in Eukaryota, Viridiplantae, Streptophyta, Magnoliopsida, Brassicales, Brassicaceae.